AAACAAAAUUCAGCUAAAAAAAGGCGACGUUUGUGCAAUGCAAUAGAUCGAGAGGUUCUUCAUCUUGGGUUAUUAUCAGAAUCGAGGAAAGAUGAGAGAAAAGUUUGGGUUUUUUAUUUGCGUGUGGAUUAUAUUAGUGGGGAACUGUUUGGGAAGGUUUGUAGUGGAGAAAUGCAGCGUGAUAGUGAUGUCGCCUGAGUCGGCCAAAGGAGUUUAUGAAUGUGCAAUUGGGAAUUUUGGGAUCCCUCAGUACGGUGGAACUUUGGUUGGUACGGUUGUUUAUCCAACGGCAAAUCGAGGCGCAUGCCAGGUGUUUGAUAAUGCCACCUCCUUCAAAUCAAUGCCCGGUGGAUUCCCCACUUUUCUUCUUCUUAAUCGUGGAGAUUGUUUGUUCACCUUGAAGGCAUGGAAUGCUCAGAAAGCUGGAGCUGCUGCAAUUCUUGUUGUUGACGACCAGGGUGAACCCUUGAUUACCAUGGAUGGCCCUGAAGAAGCGAAAGCUAGUGCCGAGUACCUGCAGAACAUUACCAUUCCAUCGACUCUCAUUAGCAAGCCACUUGGGGACAGUUUGAAGGCGGCCAUAACUGACGGGAAAAUGAUUAAAAUCAGUCUGGACUGGACUGAGUCUAUUCCGCAUCCCGACAACCGAGUAGAGUAUGAGUUUUGGACAAAUAGCAAUGAUGAGUGUGGACCAAAGUGUGACAGCCAGUUGGAAUUUGUCAAAAACUUUAAAGGAGUCGCUCAAGUACUUGAGCAGAAAGGGUACACACAGUUCAUCCCACACUAUAUCACUUGGUUUUGCCCGAAAACUUUUCUUCACAGUGAACAGUGCAAGUCACAGUGUAUCAAUAAUGGGAGGUACUGUGCCCCGGAUCCGGAACAAGACUUCAGUAAAGGAUAUGAUGGUAAUGAUGUUGUUGUUCAAAAUCUUCGCCAAGCUUGCCUUUUUAAAGUUGCUAAUGAAAGCGGAAAGCCAUGGCUCUGGUGGGAUUAUGUCACGGACUUUGCUGUCCGCUGCCCAAUGAAAGAGAAGAAGUAUACCAAAGACUGUUCUAAUGAAGUUAUCCAGUCUCUCGGUGUUGAUCUCACUAAAAUAGACGAAUGCAUUGGAGACACUGAGGCUGAUGUGGAGAACCCAGUUCUUAAAGCUGAACAAGAUGCACAGAUCGGCGAAGGCUCCCGUGGAGAUGUAACUAUAUUGCCAACACUUGUGAUAAAUAAUAGACAGUAUAGAGGGAAGUUGGCCAAAAGAGCUGUUCUCAAGGCAAUUUGUGCUGGUUUUCAAGAGACGACAGAACCGGCAAUAUGUUUAGCUGAAGAUAUCGAAACUAAUGAGUGCCUGGAAAACAAUGGUGGGUGUUGGCAGGACAAGACCACUAACAUUACUGCAUGCAGGGAUACCUUCCGGGGAAGAGUGUGCGAGUGCCCUAUAGUAAAUGGUGUGAAGUUUUUCGGAGAUGGUUAUACGCAUUGCGAAGCUUUCGGGGCUUUACAUUGUGCAAUCAACAAUGGAGGAUGUUGGAUGGAAACAAAAGAAGGAAAGACAUACUCUGCUUGUUUCGAUGAUCAUUCGCAUGGUUGCAAGUGCCCACCUGGAUUCAAGGGUGAUGGAGCCAACAGCUGUGAAGAUGCUGAUGAGUGCAAGGAGAAACUGGCCUGCCAAUGUCCGGGAUGCAAAUGCAAAAAUACCUGGGGCAGUUAUGAGUGCAGUUGUAGUGGUGGUUCAUUGUACAUGCGAGAGCAUGACACGUGCAUCAAUAAGAAUGUUAAAACUGAGUCGGGAUGGGGCUCCAUUUGGGCUAUACUUCUUGGAUUGAUAAUUGCUGGAGCUGUAGGGUAUGCCAUUUACAAAUACAGAAUCCGGAGAUACAUGGAUUCGGAAAUUCGGGCUAUAAUGGCACAAUACAUGCCGUUGGAUAAUCAACCUGAUAACAACACUCACCAUAUGGAUAUCUGAAAGCAGAAGCAGGUAGCCUGGUGUAGGAAAAGAGGCACUCUCA
Messenger RNA from Hibiscus syriacus, 2000 nucleotides. RefSeq names its product vacuolar-sorting receptor 1-like. Gene Ontology annotation, molecular function: calcium ion binding. Lineage: Eukaryota; Viridiplantae; Streptophyta; Magnoliopsida; Malvales; Malvaceae. The record is from RefSeq and is a predicted model, not a curated record. Bases 92 to 1957 code for a protein of 621 amino acids. The transcript is spliced from 12 exons.